AUGUUGCAAGAAGUAGUUUUUCCCUACCAAAGCUCUUGCCGCAGACUUUCUUAUCUUGCUCCCCUCUUCUCUGAUGCGCUCCCCCUGCCGUGCGGGGGUCGGCGAAUUACGAGGCAUUUGUGCGCCUUCGGAAUGGAAACAUGCAGGGCGACGAAAGCUCGAAGUGCGAAACCUCCUAAAAACACUCCAGAUCUCAAGGCUCCAGUGUUUGCUGGCUAUGCUCAAGUUCCUGGCAAGCGCUCCGGAAGCAAGCCACCAGAAAUUGAGGAUUUCAGCAAGACUUCAACUCCGAUGCCGGAGGGUGCUGCGACCAUGUUUGGGGAGGACCAGCCUUCUGCACAACGCGAGCACCAAAUGGCUGCAAACAAAACUCGGCCACGUUCAGGUUCGCGGAUGGGAAACAGUGCUAGCAUGUGCGAUUUGGAGCGGACUCCCUCAACUUCAGCUCCAAUGGCUGCUGUGGAGUAUGACCCCAUGGGUUCUUCAUUUGGCAAGCGACGUUUCGGCGGCAGAGGGUGA
Messenger RNA from Cladocopium goreaui, 519 nucleotides. NCBI's taxonomy places the organism in Eukaryota, Dinophyceae, Suessiales, Symbiodiniaceae. The record is from the annotation of a GenBank genome assembly.